UCAAUAAAUUAUAAGAUAUUGCUUUAUUUUAUUUUUAAUAAUACAUUUAAACAAUAAGUCAUGACCAUAUUUUUAUAUUGUUAAAUACUGUGCUCAUAUACUAUUUAAUCUACUGUUAAUAUUUGAUUAUUACUUUUUUAUGAGUUCAUUACCAAAUAAUUUUUUUUUCUCUGUUGAAAUGGAUGACUCAGUGAUUUCACAAUCAUCAUCUGAUUCAGCAUCAUCUGCAAGUUCAACAUCAAUAUCUGAUAACUUCUUAACAAUAAAUGAAAACAAUCUGAAUGAAAAUAUUAUUGAAAAAGAAAUUGAAAAAUGUAAUCAAAUGUUAAGAACUACCAAAGAAUGUAGUAAAGAGCGUAUGAGACUUGUUAGAAGAUUAGUUGAACUGAGAUUCAAAUUAGUAAUGGUAAUAGAAAUGAAUGCUUUAGAAAACAAAGAUCUAAUUAGUACAACUAAAGUGAUUUUUGGUCAUCAUUUAUCUCCUAUAUGGAAACUUACUUGGUUGGAAAAUACAUUUUGUGAUGUAUGUACAAAACCUAUUUGGAAACACAUGCAUCAGCUAUACCAAUGUACUGAUUGUGAAUACAAAUGUCAUAUAUUUUGUGUGGAACAAAUUAAAAGAGUUUGUACAGCUGUUACUGCUAGCGAAAAUUCUAUGAUUUUCACUAUAUCCCCAUACAGUGGAUUGUUAUCUCAAGAUUACAAAUGUGCAGAAUGUCAAUCUUACAUCCGAAUCCGCAACUUACAAAUUUCACCAGAAGAUACUCUUUCAUUAGAGGCUCGUUUAUGUGAUUAUGAUGGCAAAUUUUACUGUCCUUUACACCAUUGGAAUAAAACUGCUAUAAUACCAGCUCGUGUUAUAUGUAAUUGGCAAUUUGAGGAAAAGGGAGUGAGUCAGGCUUCUUUUCAACUACUUAAUUACAAGUAUAAAUCAAAAAUGUAUGAUUUAGAAAAACACAAUCCUAAACUUUUCAUGUAUCUUGAAUCACUUAGUCAAAUUAAGAACAUAAAAAAUAAUUUAGUGAAAAUGAAAAAGUAUUUAGUUUUGUGUAAACUUUGGAACUCACAGUUAAAAAAUAUGUCUUCUAGAAAUCACCAAUUGUUAUAUGAUGGCAACUUAUAUAGUAUGAAAGAUAUGGUUGAUAUAAAAUCGGGAGUUUUUUUAGAGGAUUUAAAAAAAACUAUAAAAAUAUGUGAAAAACAUAUACGGCAUGAAUGUGAAAUUUGUAAAAAUCAAGGCUAUAUUUGUGAAAUUUGUCAAAAAGACAUUAUAUUAUUUCCAUUUGAUGAAGAUGCUGAUGAAUGUAAUAAGUGCAAAAAUGUUUAUCACAACCAAUGUUGGAAAACUCGAGAUUUUUGUCCCAAAUGUAAAAGAAUUGAAACUCGUAAAAUUAAAGAAUAUCUAUGAAUGAAAUGAUAAUAAAAAUUGAACAG
Molecule: messenger RNA, 1434 nt
Organism: Sipha flava (yellow sugarcane aphid)
Lineage: Eukaryota; Metazoa; Arthropoda; Insecta; Hemiptera; Aphididae
Gene: DEF8
Product: differentially expressed in FDCP 8 homolog
Exons: 7
Coding region: 140-1408 (422 amino acids)
Source: RefSeq, a predicted model, not a curated record